Puccinia triticina is the source of this 627-nucleotide messenger RNA. RefSeq lists its product as uncharacterized. The transcript has a single exon. The record is from RefSeq and is a predicted model, not a curated record. NCBI's taxonomy places the organism in Eukaryota, Fungi, Basidiomycota, Pucciniomycetes, Pucciniales, Pucciniaceae. Bases 1 to 627 code for a protein of 208 amino acids.
AUGGGAGAACUUCCUGAAGCAGUGGCUUAUUUUAAAGCUUCCGAAGCCCCUGUUUCUUUGAACACCGACGAUCAUCCGGCCCAGGGUGGCGAUCGAUCGGCUAGUACCUCUCACAACGUGGCUAUCGUGCCCGUGGUCCCAUCUCCGAAUCCGGUUCGCUGGAUUCAAGAUUCCAAUCAGGCCCGCCCUGCGCCAGCCUGGGAGGAAAGCCAUUCUGGUCAUGUGAAAAGGAAAAUGGAUUAUCGUCGGUCUUGCUCGAUCCCAACUAACAAGGAUGGGGUGGGGAUAAUGGACGAGGCGAAAAACAUACAGGUUCAUUUGAUCAAGAGCGUGCAUUGGCUAGGUCCCAACAGGCCGAGAAGUUUCAAGAUUUGGAACCGAUCCAAGACUCAUGCAGUACUCUAUACCCUAGAGCAUUCCGUUACUAAGCAAGUCGUUUGGGAAAGACAACUCCGUCCCGAACAAGUGGAGGAGAUCAUGGUCCCUUUCGAGAAGGGAGAGGUAUAUUUCUGGGCUCUGGUGGGUCCCAAGAUGCCCGGAGUCACGGAGAGCUCAGACGGCCGAAAAUUUAUCGCCAGUGACAGUGGGGAACAUCGACCUGGCCGGCUCAACCUUCGAAAAGCUUGA